GGAGGACUUGAGCUGCUGUUUCAGAACCAGAGGAACCUGGACGUUGUUGUGCCUGAGCGGGGGGAUGGAAAACGACCGACGAUAAGAGACGCUCUGAUCUAUCUCAAGGAGCAGCACGUGCGCGAGAGGCCAGAAAUGUUCCUACAAGGAGAGACAGUCCGUCCAGGGAUCCUCGUUCUCGUCAACGACGCAGACUGGGAGCUGUGCGGGGGAGCGGAGUACGAGCUACAGGACGGGGACGCUUUAACAAUCAUCUCGACUUUACACGGAGGGUGA
Guillardia theta CCMP2712 is the source of this 276-nucleotide messenger RNA. RefSeq lists its product as hypothetical. The record is from RefSeq and is a predicted model, not a curated record. The transcript has 4 exons. Gene Ontology annotation, molecular function: protein tag activity. Lineage: Eukaryota; Cryptophyceae; Pyrenomonadales; Geminigeraceae. Gene Ontology annotation, cellular component: nucleus; cytoplasm. Gene Ontology annotation, biological process: protein urmylation; tRNA thio-modification. The annotation marks the transcript as partial.